AUGGCCUACGGCGCUGUAAUGAUGGAUUCUUUCAAGGGGAAUCAGGCCGACGAUGAAAAGAGUACGUCAACGGCAAAUGCUACCGGUAGUGAUUUGACACCCGCGGGAAGACCAGUUAUUGAAAUCGCGACCUAUGCUGACACUGACGUUUACGAAUGUUAUAUACGCGGAUAUGAAUCAAGAAUUGUCAUGAGAAGAACUCAAGACGAUUGGGUCAAUAUCACGCAGGUCUUCAAGAUUGCACAGUUCUCCAAAACUCAAAGGACAAAAGUUUUAGAGAAGGAAUCAAAUGAUAUGAGGCAUGAGAAAGUGCAAGGUGGGUACGGUAGGUUCCAGGGUACGUGGAUUCCAUUAGAAGAUGCAAAGUAUAUGGUUACGAAAUAUAAUAUUAGAGAUCCUGUGGUGACAACGAUACUGGCGUUUCAAUUAAAUCCUAAUAACCCGCCAAUGAAAAGAAGUAAGAAUAGCGUUUUAAAGAGAACCUCGCCUGACGGUCGUAUUACUUCGCCCUCAAGUUAUAAUAAAACACCAAAGAAGAGAAAUGCAAUUGGAGGGUCUACUGCAAGGAAAUCAAAGAAAAACAGUAUGCUUUUACAGGGGGCAAAUCCAAGUCCUUUACAAAAUUUGGUAUUCCAAACUCCGCAACAAUCUCAUAUGGCUUCACAAUUGGCUACAAAUGCGGAAACUACAGUAUCCGCUACAAGUCAAGCGAAUCAAAUGAGUAGUACAAAGGAAAAUGUGAUUCCGCAUUUAAAUACAGAAGAAACUCCAUUGGCGCUUGGAUAUUCGGCCACUCAAAAACCAUUACAAUUUUAUCCAGUACCUACGAGUUUAACUCAUCCUCACAAGAUGAGAGAAUUCACGAAUACAACCAAUGACACAUCUAGUUUUGACACAUCAACAGAUAUGGAUAAAUCACACUCACAGAAUUUUUUAACAUUUAUACCAGAGGGACCAAGUUCGGGCGUCUUUUCAUCACAACAGCAUCAGCAACGUGUGCCUAGUAUAUUGGUUAACGGUAAUGGUAACGCUAAGAAGGCUUCAAAAAGGAAGAGGAAAAGUGAAGAUGAUUCAAUUGAGAUGAUGUCUCAUGAUGAUGACAGUAGUUUCGCAAGCGGACCUCCACAAUCAUCAGUACCACCUCCACCUCAAUCUUUACCGGGUGCUACUCCAGGCUCUACAGUUAAUGGUUCAGCGGGUAAGCAUUUGAAACAUAAAUUGAAAAAUAGACCAAGUCUAACGGCUAAAAGAACUAGUAUGGCUCAGGAUAAGGCUCAACAGAACUUCAAGAUGAUGCAAAAGCAAUUGAUGUGGCAAAACGUUCGUCAACAACAAAAGAAUUCGUCCAUGCCCUUUAAGAUGCAUCAAAAUGGGAAUAUUAGUAGCAAUGCUAACCACAGUUCAUCCAUGGAUAUGUUUUCUACCGGUGAAAACCCAACGCCCUUAUCGUCGAGGUCUUCUACACCAAAUACAUUUGCUGGGUUGCCAACUGCACCAGCAACCGCUCAUGGCAAUGAGAAUAACACAGAUAAUUUGGGACCAACGCUGAAUGUGGAAGAGUAUAAAGAGAUGAUUUUACAGGUUUUAUCAUCAGAGGAUGGCUCAGAUAAGGAUUAUCAACUGCCGCCUCAAAUGUACCAUCCACCAUCUAAUUUCGACAUUAAUUUUGAAAUUGAUGAUCAAGGCCACACACCAUUGCAUUGGGCUACAGCAAUGGCUAACGUUCCUUUAAUCAAGUUGCUCAUUGCUUUAAAUGCUAAUGCAUUACAAUGUAAUUUGAGAGGGUUCAACUGUAUCACGAAAUCUGCCUUUUAUAACAAUUGUUAUAAGGCAGAUACUUUUUCAGAGAUAGUUUCCAUUCUUAGGAUCUGUCUGAUUACGCCAGAUAACAACGGGAGGUUGCCCCUACAUUAUUUGGUAGAAUUGAGCGUUAACAAAUCCAAAGACCCAGUUGUAAUAAAUUUUUACCUGGAUACCAUUAUACACAAUUUGGGUCAAGAGGAUUAUACCCUUUUGAGAAUGUGUCUAAAUUUCCAAGACAACAUGGGGAACACGGUCCUACAUUUGGCAGCAUUAAAUUUGAAUCUGGAAUUGUGUAACAAAUUAUGUUAUUUGGGAUCAUCUAUGGAUAUCACUAAUUGUGAUAAUGAAACACCGGCAUCCAUUUUAGCGAAGUUCAAUUUAGUGCCAGCCCCAAAUCCCAAUGCCGGUACAUUUUUACCGUCUGCGGCUCCAGCACCAGCACCAGCACCAACUUCACAAGGUUUCUCGCAAUCGCUUGAACAACCUAAUGGCAACUCGGUAGCGGCUACGCCAAGACCAGGAUCUCAAAAUCCAUCCACCUCUGUAUUGCCUGAAGAAGGACAACCUGCAGCAAAUACUCAACAACAGCAUAAAUUAGUACCUGAGAUCUUACCUAGUGUGGAAGAAGAGGAUGCCGAUGAUAAUGAUGCCGAUGAUGCCGACGAUGCCGACGAUGAUGACGAUAAUGAAAAGAAUGAACAACCAGUUAAAUUGACACCUUCAAUAAGUAACAAGAAAUCAGAUGUGAGAAAUUUCUUACCAGGACCGGAUUCGACUUCCUUAAGUACAUUGAUGGAUGAUUUAUCCAAUAUGAAUUCAUUCGUCACAUCUUCUGCCGUUAGAGAUUUGAGAACAACGCCUUCUAGAUUAUUAGAAUGUUCUCCAAUUACACGUAAGAAGAAGAAUGAAGCUAGCGCGGCUACAGUUUCAUCUAACUUAAGAAAGACUACAUUAGCAGAUGCAAUUCAAUCACCUCUAGCUCCUAUUAUUGCCUCACCGGGAACUAUGGUUCAAGAGGAAAAAGAAGUUAAUAAUGUGGUUAAACUCGCAGGUAAAUUGGGUGAGAUGUCUAACGCGCUCAAAAUUUCCAUUAACACUAAAGUUAAUUCAGUGGCUAAUGAAAUUGAGAAUGCAACUGAAGGUAUUAAAUGCAUAAAGCAAAAUGUUAACAAUAUUACACGUCAUGAAAAGGAUCUUUUGGUACAAUUUAAUGACGGUGAAGGUGUUGGUUCUGUGGAACAGAUGGAAGGAAGCAGAAAUCAGUUGAGGGAAUACGUUCGCGAUGGUAGACAGGUGUUUGUACAAUGCCUGGAAAAAUCACAGGCUCUAAAUCUAGCUACUCUGGUACAAGAAGAAGAAUCGAAAGUAGAUGCAGAUCCUGGUUCUUCACCAGCCAAGGAGGGUGCUGAUGAUACUUCCUUAAAAUUGGCAGCGGAACUCGCUCUACUACAAUUCAAGAGAAGAUUACGCAUUCAGAAGGUUACUGACGCAAGGACGAAGGUAGACUCAAACAACAAGAUAAGCAAAUACAGACGCUUAAUCGGUAUGACGAUAGAGAACAUUGAUACUAAACUUGAUGACAUAGAAGGGUAUCUCAAGACUAAUUCUUAG
Zygosaccharomyces rouxii is the source of this 3414-nucleotide messenger RNA. RefSeq names its product SBF complex DNA-binding subunit SWI4 (gene SWI4). Lineage: Eukaryota; Fungi; Ascomycota; Saccharomycetes; Saccharomycetales; Saccharomycetaceae. Gene Ontology annotation, molecular function: transcription regulator activity; DNA binding; protein binding. Bases 1 to 3414 code for a protein of 1137 amino acids. The record is from RefSeq and is a predicted model, not a curated record. Gene Ontology annotation, cellular component: SBF transcription complex; MBF transcription complex. The transcript has a single exon.